Molecule: messenger RNA, 1814 nt
Organism: Candoia aspera
Lineage: Eukaryota; Metazoa; Chordata; Lepidosauria; Squamata; Candoiidae
Gene: PGCKA1
Product: chromosome 8 C4orf19 homolog
Exons: 3
Coding region: 358-1332 (324 amino acids)
Source: RefSeq, a predicted model, not a curated record
ACUGAAAUAAACAACUAUAGAAAUAUGCUGGCUGAAAAUAGCUCAGUGGUUCCUAGGCCAUGGGGAUGCUGCAUUUUUUAAAAUGUAACAUUGGCUUUAUCAGGAAAUCUCAAGAGAAUGUUGCUACCAGAGAAUUCCUUGAAUAGAAAAUGCUGGGUGCAUUAGGAUGUCGGUUCUGUCUUUCUCAAGGGAAGUCCCUGGUCUUCCUUGGGUUCUGCUCAUGGGCUCACCAUAUGUCUUCAGCAGAUAGAUGUCUCCUAACAAGAUUUCAUAACUAUCGUUUCAGAUGCCCGUGAAGUUAAAAUCAUGGUCCUGCAACUCCCUCUGAUUUGUUGAUACCGACAAAGAAGAAUCCAGAUGGGGUGCAAGUGCUGUAAAAUGAUUAAAAGCUACAUCUUUGAUCCCCAAGAAGUGCAGACGGCUGCGUACUUCAGUGAGAUAAAUAACUACAAGUCAGAUGAGGAAGACAGUGGCCAAUUCCAGUGCAAGCAGAGCAAUGACAUUCAGGUCCAUAAAAAUGAACUCCAGAACACUGAGACACAGCUAGCAGCAAACCACUGCAGAUUAAACCACACAAAGGAUGCCCUUUGGAAUUACAGCAUCCCUGGUCUUCAAGAGAAAGGACUUGGAAACUCUAUAGAAAAAUGUAGCAUUAAUGGGAUCCAUUCCUCCAGUGGCAUGAAUCUCAGUCCCCCACAUAAUAAAAGCCAACAUAAAGAGAUUAACCCUCAGAUCUGUUCUGGUCAGCUACCUGAUUCUCCAGGCAAAAGAGUCUCCCAGCCAAAAAUACGUGAUAAACGUGAGAUCCUUGAUACUGAAAAUCACCCAAAGCAGUCUUUGGAAAUUUCAGAUAUUGUCCACAGAGAGGAUUCUCAGAGCAAUGCUGAACCUAUUUUUUCCACACAAUGUGCCAUACCAGAGCUCCAAGGCAAAGACAUUCACUUGGACAAUCCGCCUUCUCUCCCCGCAGCCAGCCAUGCUGAGCAACAAAGGGUUGUCAGAAACGAGCACCUGUCAAACCAUCUUGUGCAAAUCAACCAGAGCACUGAAAGCACAACUAUCAUCCACAACUGGAAUCCGUCAUGUUGCAAGUCUGAUGAGGUUGACGGUGUCUGGAGGACAGGCCCUUUAGGCAUCUGUUUCGAGGACAAAAUAUCCACUGAGAUCCUCUUUGGAGGGAACAAGGGAGACCCAGCACAGGAAGCUCGAUAUGAUGCCCACACCAAGGUUAAUGGAGAACUAGAGGAAGAUGCAGACGUUGCAGAGGCUCUUGCGGCCCUUGAGGCUGCUACAGCAGGUGAAGUUUUUGAGGAGGAGGAAGAAGACUAUUAGGUGACUUUGAGUUACUGAUAAUAUGUGUCUCUUUAAGAGUGAAGGGUUGCUGCACUUGGGAAAGCCAGUUGGAGGCCUGGGCCAGGACAGCCAUAGCUGGUAGAAGGAAUCGAUAUAUAGACCAAGUAAGAUAUUUAAUGAGAGUAGCCACCGAUGGGUCCAUUGUGCACCUUUUCCAGCAUGAUGGUGAUGAACCUUCAUGAACAUCACCCAUCUAAUGUUUAUGAACGCUAGGAGAUACUUGCUUCUACUAGCCAAACCAAGCCCUUUUUAUUUGCCAAUGCUAUGGAAGCAUAUGUUGUAAGGAGUGUUUCCCAAGACCUACCUUUUGAUGGUGAGGAGGGUGCAUACAUUGUUUGGAGGGGCAGAGAGAAGACUGUUGAUGGAGGAAUAAUAAAGAAUGAACAGGGCUGACUGAGAUUUUCUAUUAAUUCCUGGACUGGAUGGGGGAAGUUUUUAAUAAACACAUUCUAUGUAGUCUA